Carassius gibelio (silver crucian carp) is the source of this 813-nucleotide messenger RNA. RefSeq lists its product as uncharacterized. The transcript is spliced from 6 exons. The record is from RefSeq and is a predicted model, not a curated record. NCBI's taxonomy places the organism in Eukaryota, Metazoa, Chordata, Actinopteri, Cypriniformes, Cyprinidae. The annotation marks the transcript as partial.
GCAGCAGCGUCAACAACAACUGAUGCAACAAGUUUGACUUCCACAACCACCCCUUCAGCAGAUGCAUCAACUACAACUCUGUCUGACACAACUACAACUACUGAUGCAACAGGUUUGACUUCCACAACCACCCCUUCAGCACCUACGACUGUAGCAACAACAUCAACAAAAAUAGACGAAUCAACCACAACAUUGUCUGAACCCACAUCAACAACGGAUGCAACCACAUUCUUGGCAUCCACCACCACACCUUUGACAUCGACAAGUAUAGCACCAUGCCGCAACAUCCUCAACUACAGCUCUGUGAAACUGACAACUAUAUCAGCACCAUCAACAUCUGAUUCAGCAACAACAAGUAUGCCUGCAACCACAAUCUUGACUUCCACAACCACACCUCUGACAUUGACAACUAUAGCACCAGUAUCAACAACUGAUGCAGCAACCACAACUCUGUCUGGCACCACUACAACUACUGAUACAACAACAUCUUUUGAUUCCACAUCCACCACUCUAAUGUCAACCAGUGAUGCAUCAACUACAACUCUGUCUGGCACCACUAUAACUACUGAUGCAACAACAUCUUUAGAUUCCACAAGCACCCUGCUAAUGUCAACAACUGAUGCAUCAACCACAACUCUGUCUGACACCACAACAACUACUGAUGCUACAACCUUGGAUUCCACAACCACCCAUCUAAUGUCAACCACUGAUGCAUCAACAACAUCUCUGUCUGACACCACAACAACUACUGAUCUUGGCUUCCACAGACACAUCACUGAUAUCGACUACUAUAGCACCAGUAUCAACCACUGA